Molecule: messenger RNA, 4718 nt
Organism: Dacryopinax primogenitus
Lineage: Eukaryota; Fungi; Basidiomycota; Dacrymycetes; Dacrymycetales; Dacrymycetaceae
Exons: 7
Coding region: 155-3640 (1161 amino acids)
Cellular component (GO): cell periphery; cell septum
Molecular function (GO): chitin synthase activity
Source: RefSeq, a predicted model, not a curated record
ACGACCGCAACUCAUACGCAUACACCUACCCUGCUCUGCUGGACAUCAGACUGACAACUCCCAGCAUUCCACCCUCGCUUUGCCCUUCUCUCGUCGUCCUCUUUAUGUUCUCAUAAUACCCAAAGUCACUCCUUGCAUCGCACCGCAUCCACCAAUGCCAAAUCCGAACUUCUUCCCCUUACCCGAUUCAUCACGCCCAUCGCUUCCAAUGCACACCCGACAGCCUACGCGCCAAGGUGGCGGCGGCUCGAUCCGACGCGCAAAGACGCUGGUUAAACCAGAGCGGUCUGUGGCACCCGCGCCGCUAAUCAACCCCCCCACGAUCGUGGGUUCCCAAGCGGUCAAGCUGGUCGAUCCCGCAGACUCCUGGGACGCUUGGCGCAUCUUCUCCCUCUUAAUCACCUUCUGGGCUCCACCCAUCUUCCUCAAAUGGGCCCGCAUAUCGGACACUCCGUCCCAGCAGGCCUGGCGAGAAAAGGUGGCCUUGUGCUUUCUUGCGCUCGUCCUGGGCGCGUUUGUGGGGUUCGUCACCAUGGGAUUAGACAGGGUACUUUGCCCGACCAGCGCGUCCAUCGACCAAUCGCGAUAUUCUAAGCUCGGCAGCACCCCAGGCACGCUGGGCGUCGAAGGGUGGGAAUACAACAUCAGUUCCUCCACGCCACCGGCAAACUUCGACUUUUUUACUAUUGCGGCCCAGGAGCCCGGCCAGGAUAUCACCCCGUACUUCCAGCGCGGCUACGCGAACUUCCCCGCAUGCCAGAGUCUCAGUGCGCGGUUCGCCAAUAUGAACGUCUGCAAUGGGACAACCUGCCCGAUGGGAGAUCCUAGCCAGCCGGCCACUUUCCAGAUGUACAAUCUCCAGAAUACCUCGCUCAUAGUCGGGUACGAUUGGGACCAGGUUGCCAACCUCACUGACUACAUGGUCAUCGACGGCGACGUGCUGAAUAUGCAGCCCUACAUGCAGUCCAAUCCGAACCCCAUCACCGCCGACCCUGUCGAUGCAGCUAUCCGAUCUGUUUUGCGGACCAGGCCGGGCAGUUCAGGUCGAGAUGCUACCAUGCUGUUCUACUCUCGACCAUACCUCAAGAGUGCAGUGCCUUGCCUCCAAGAACGCUACUAUGCAGGGAGCAUCGACAAGCUUACUGCGGGAUGUUUCAUCAGCACGCUGUUCCUCUACAUCAGUCUCGUUAUGAUCAUGGGUAUCGUCCUCACCCGAUUCGGAAUGGCAUGCAUCUUCAAUUGGUUCAUCAGUGCCGAGCUGGUCAAGCCUCCGCGCAACCUUAGCAGGACCGUCAUUUCUCCCGCUGUCAUGCCAGAAGGUGCAAACGUCACGGUGGACAACGAGAUGGGUACCGCACCCUGGACAGCACGUGCGGCCAAGAAGAGCGGGAAGCUCACGAAGCGGUCAUCGAAGACGUCCCGGCCCAGCUCACCUAGCCUGCGUGGCCCAGCAGCAGCAGCCGCAGUCGCCGCCGCCCAACCGCUGAUCCAGGCAACCCAAAUAGGAGCAGAACUCUACACCGUAUGCCUCGUGACCUGUUACUCGGAGAAUGAACAUUCCAUCCGUGGCACGCUUGACUCAAUCGCCGGUACUCAGUACUCGGACAAGCGCAAGUUGCUCUUUGUCGUCUGCGAUGGUAUGGUCACCGGUUCUGGGGAGAAGACAAGCACACCAGACAUCUGUGUGGGAUUAUUGGAGGCGGAUGAGCGGUUUGGAGACCCGAUGCCGCUCUUGUACGGAGCUAUCGGAACAGGCGCGAAAAGAGAGAACAGGGCGAUGGUGUAUGCUGGCCAUUACGUGUACGGUAAACACCGGACGCCGACUAUCAUUGUAGUCAAGUGCGGGAUGGAAAAGGAAAUGAAUGGCCCCAAGCCAGGCAACCGUGGCAAACGUGACAGCCAGCUGGUCCUCAUGAACUUCUUCCAGCGGGUCACGUACAACGACCGGAUGACUCCACUGGACUUCGAUAUGUUCCGCAAGAUCCAGGUGCUCAUGGGUGUGACGCCGGACUUCUUCGAAUUGUGUCUCAUGGUUGAUGCCGAUACCCGCGUGGACACCAUGUCGUUGAAGCAGCUCGUCAACUGUAUGCACCACGACCGUAUGAUCAUGGGCGUCUGUGGCGAGACCCGAAUUGCCAACAAACGGCAGUCUUGGGUCACUAUGAUCCAGGUCUACGAAUAUUUCAUCUCUCAUCAUUUGGCUAAGGCCUUCGAGUCGGUUUUCGGUGGUGUUACCUGUCUUCCCGGAUGCUUCUCCAUGUAUCGACUGAAAGCACGCAAGGCGCAAGAUGACGACUGGAUCCCGCUUUUGUGCAAGCCCGAAAUCGUCCGUGAUUACAGUCAGAGCGACGUCACAACUCUGCACCAGAAAAACCUGCUUCUCCUUGGAGAAGAUCGAUUUCUCACCACCAUUCUUUUGCGUACCUUCCCCAGCCGCAAAAUGAUCUUCUGCCCACAAGCAAAGUGUCAUACUGUGGCUCCCGAUGAGUUUAAAGUUCUUCUUUCUCAACGCCGCCGAUGGAUCAACUCGACCGUGCACAAUCUCAUGGAGCUCGUCCGCGUUCGGAAUCUCUGUGGCACCUUCUGUUUUUCCAUGCAAUUUGUGGUUUUCAUGGAUCUUCUAGGUACAGCUGUGCUGCCAGUUUCUAUCUGUCUGACCUACGCCCUUAUUGUCAACAUGGUCCUCGAGCCCCCGAACUCGUUCGAAAAGGCCAUCCCCCUCAUGCUCCUGGUCGCGGUCAUCGGUCUUCCCGCCAUCCUCAUCCUCAUCACCACCCGCAAAUUUAUUUACGUCGCAUGGAUGUUUAUAUAUCUCCUGGCGCUUCCCAUUUGGAAUUUCGUUCUUCCUGUUUACGCGUUUUGGCACUUCGACGACUUCUCAUGGGGUGAAACGAGGAAAGUCGAAGGUGAGCUCAAGUCCCUUGGGCAUGGUGGCGGCGUCGCUGGAGCGUAUGACGGUACUUCUGUUCCCUUACGUCGGUGGGAGGACUGGGAACGCUCUCGCCUGCGAAAGCUCAGGAGAGACGAACGUCGCCGAAGGGAGUUCGAACGUAUGCAGUUCGGCAAGCAUUUGGAUCCGUUCUCUACUUCUCAUUCCAUGAAUGGCCUCGGCAACGGCUCACCGUUCAGCGGUUCACCGUUCCAGGGCCGCGAAGUGAUGGACGAUGGCUAUGACAGCGCUAUGUCUGAUACAGUCUCCGUUGUGUCGUCGAACGAGGACGACCACUGGGGCACUCAGAUCGGAGGCUACAACGAAAAUUCUGCACAAUACCCACCUCCUCCCAUUACCCUAGGCGCGGACAUGGAUGAUGACUUCCUUCGAGAAGCGAAGACCGUCGGAAAGGAUGAGAUGGAAGCCAUGCUUGAAGAAGGCUUCGACGAUCGGCCCACCAACGACUUCAGCCCGGCGUAUCGCGUGCCUCCGGUUCCUGCAAUGGAUUCUAAAUACUUCGUGCAGGCGCCACCGGCCGCCCAGCGAUAUCGCCUUGAAGACAGCCCCGCUUACAGGCCGAUGAGGCCGGUUGCGGACUCAUCCGCAGUGCGGAGUCAGGGCCAUGCCAGACAACGUUCAGGGGCAGCCGGGAAACCCAUCAACUACGGUCCUCUGGGACCAUUAGACCCCGGAGGAGGGAGGAUAUGAGGAGCCUGCGACGGCGUGGAUCAUGUACUUUUUAUCGGAUGGGAUCUCUCCUCGCCAAAGAGCCUUUUUGAUUGACUCUGCAGCCAUAGCACGUUCCUAGCAUAUUUGUUACGCCGCAUCUUUCGCUCUGCAUGCCUCAUACCCACUGCAAUUCAGCACUCUAGUACCCUUUUCCUUUUCUCUUAUUGCUCUACCUACCGUACCAAUCUACCAACUAGAUACGUUGCAAUGGUAACUCUCGUUUCUUCGCGAACCUUAGCAGAGCAGCGAGCCACCCUCGACGUCAAUCGUUUUGCCAGUCAUGUUGGUGCACUUCAUGAGGAAAAGAUAGGUCUCUGCGAUCUCUUCUGGCUGGGCUGUGUGCUUCACAAGGGAGUGGUCCGCCCACAUCUUCAUGAGACCUCCCCUCACUUCGGCUGGUAGACCAUUCCACAGCUCAGUGUCGACACCACCCGGUGACACGGUGUUCACACGAAUCGGUGCCAGUUCGAUAGCCAGUCCCCUUGUGAUGCUCUCCGUUGCACCAGAGACUGCAGCAGUCAUGGCCCACCCUUUGCCAGGGGGCUUCCGCACCUGUGAACCCACAGACAUCGUCACAGAUGCACCAGAGUUGAAGAGUCCUUUCUGGUAAGCAUACUUGGCGGCAAUAACAGGGCCAAAGAACCGAAUGUCGAACAUCGCUUUGUAUGCCUCGAGGUCUUGAUCCAUGAAGUUGGUUUGGAGGGCGUCGCCGGCGGUCCAUACCAGAUGGUCAAACUUCCCAACCUUAUCCAAGAACACCUCAAUCGACUUGGCGUCCUUUGCGUCAACUGUUGACCCCGAUAUCUUGCCCUCGAAGAGCGAGUUUGCUGCAAGGAGCUUCUUGACCGCCGCAUCGACUUUGGCUUGUGUGCUGCUGGAGAUGAUGACACGGGCUCCGUGUUCCAGCGAGGCUUGAGCAACGGCGCAGCCGAUACCAGAGGUCCCGCCAAUAAUAACGACGAGCUUGUCAACGAGGUGUCGCAGAGAUGGAGAGCUUUGGGUCGUAGCGAUAGACAUAAUUGAUGUGUUGAUCUUGCAAUUGAAACUUGAAGAGAAA